GGUGGAAAGAAUAGAAAAUGCUCGCGAAAGUGAUCCCUGAAACGACGUCGUGGUGAUGAUGAAUUAUUAGAAACAUUUCAGCUUCCAUAAUCCGCGAGGUAAACGACGGUGCCGGUUGGUAGGUGACGCCUCAUUGCACUCAUCGCCAUCGUCACCUUCCUAAAACGACGUCGCACCGAUCACCCCUUUCCCUUCCCCCUCUCUCACAGUCCUAAUUUUCCAAAAAGGAGGGUAAUUUCCUCCCCGAUUGUUUCCCCUCUUUACUUUAACCCCAAUUUCUUUCCGUCAUCGACACAAUUAUCCUUCUGAACCGCCAAUGGCAUCUUCUUCAAACUCAUGGAUGAAGGAAUAUAAUGAAGCACUGAAACUUGCUGAGGAUAUCAGUGGUAUGAUUUCUGAGCAGAGUUCAUUUCCUGCAUCUGGACCAGAAAUCCAGCGUCAUUCAUCUGCUAUAAGGAGGAAGAUUACUAUAUUGGGUACCCGGCUUGAUAGCUUGCAAUCGCUAUUGUCCAAGCUUCCUGGAAAGCAGCCGCCCAUAUCUGACAAGGAGAUGAAUCGUCGCAAGGACAUGCUCGCAAGUUUGAGAUCAAAAGUUAAUCAAAUGGCUUCCACAUUGAACAUGUCAAACUUUUCAAAUAGAGAUAGUUUGCUUGGACCAGAAGGAAAACCAGAUGCUAUGGCCAGAACUGUUGGCCUGGACAACAAUGGACUUGUUGGAUUUCAACGGCAAAUAAUGAAAGAACAAGACGAGGGCCUUGAGCAAUUGGAAGAUACUAUAGCAAGCACAAAACAUAUUGCUUUGGCAGUGAAUGAAGAGCUGACUCUACACACCAGACUCAUCGAUGACUUGGACCAGCAUGUAGAUGUCACAGAUUCUAGGCUUAGGCGGGUGCAGAAGAACUUAGCAAUUUUAAACAAGCGAACCAGGGGUGGUUGUUCCUGCCUGUGCAUGCUUUUAUCAGUGAUUGGUAUAGUGUUUUUGGUUGUUGUCAUUUGGCUAUUGGUCAAAUAUUUGUGAUGACAUAAUGAAUUACCCAACUUGUCAAGCUUCUCCUUUUGUCUUUGUUUCUGACGUGUGCACUGAAGUGUCAUAACCAAGUUUCCCGAUUUCCCUUGCUACUUCCUCAAUGACAUGGAAUUUGUUGAGGUCGUGAAAGGCGUUGUAUUGCAAUUGACAUAUUUAACUGUUUGUAUAUCGUGUGUUUUUCUCUUGUAAAAUAUGAAAGAUUUAUUGCUGUAAUGUUAAUGUGCCCCACUACCGCUUCAUAA
Vigna unguiculata (cowpea) is the source of this 1269-nucleotide messenger RNA. Its product is annotated as syntaxin-51-like. Gene Ontology annotation, molecular function: SNARE binding; SNAP receptor activity. The record is from RefSeq and is a predicted model, not a curated record. NCBI's taxonomy places the organism in Eukaryota, Viridiplantae, Streptophyta, Magnoliopsida, Fabales, Fabaceae. Gene Ontology annotation, cellular component: endomembrane system; SNARE complex. Gene Ontology annotation, biological process: intracellular protein transport; vesicle fusion.